AUGACAGGCGAAAAACUAGGUCAAUCGAAGAAGACACGCUUGGCCUCCUCACAGUCAUGGCAGAACCAUCCAAUAGGGUACCCACGCUUAUCGGAACGCAUGGGUCUGAAGCCCGAGACACUAAUCUUCCGCAAGUUUGCUGCACUCAACGCGCGCAUGCUAUUAUACAUGCAGGCGGAGCUCGCUAUACUCGAGAAGACGCUGCAAGAGGUGGAAGUAAGCGACCAUGGAGACAAGGAUGCCAACAAGCGGCAGUACGCAACAGACUAUGUCAAACUAUCGCAGAGUGACAGAGAUGGUGAUACUUAUCAGCUGGAGUUAGUAGAGAAGAUUUCUGCGAAACUGGGAAAGUAUAACAAGGCGCUGCUACAGCAGUACAAGCUCCACCAAAUUCCCGAGCCCGACCGAUUCGAUUUGAACGACGUGUAUCGCCUGUUACAUAGUGAUGCCAUGGGGGGUGGCGAGCUGUCAGGCGAGGACCGUGUGUUUUGGGGCUUACCUGACGAUUCAGAGAUGCACGCUCCUGAUCUGAUUGGUGUCUGCCCCCGCGAGCAAGCCGACCCGUUCUCUCGCUGGGUAUCAGAGAAUGCCAUCCAUCUCUUCAAAUGCGGUAUUGGGCGCCUAAAAAAAGCCGACAAACAUUUUGGGCGCAGAGUCUAUUACGACACCACUGUUUUGAGAGCGACGUCGUGGAUGACGUCCAUAUUGGCUUCUCUGUUGCCAAUCGCGUCGAUACUAAUUCUCUUGCAUUUGGAUUCGUUGAAGAUGAAGCUUUGGGUGAUCGGCGCGUUCAACGUACUGCUGAGUGUCUGCUUGAGAACGUUGACUGAAGCCAAACGCGCUGAAUUGUUCGCUGUGACUGCCGCGUAA
Alternaria metachromatica is the source of this 870-nucleotide messenger RNA. RefSeq lists its product as uncharacterized. The coding region runs from base 1 to 870 and encodes 289 amino acids. The transcript is spliced from 2 exons. NCBI's taxonomy places the organism in Eukaryota, Fungi, Ascomycota, Dothideomycetes, Pleosporales, Pleosporaceae. The record is from RefSeq and is a predicted model, not a curated record.